Messenger RNA from Zygotorulaspora mrakii, 1194 nucleotides. RefSeq names its product tyrosine--tRNA ligase TYS1 (gene TYS1). Lineage: Eukaryota; Fungi; Ascomycota; Saccharomycetes; Saccharomycetales; Saccharomycetaceae. The transcript has a single exon. The record is from RefSeq and is a predicted model, not a curated record. Gene Ontology annotation, biological process: tyrosyl-tRNA aminoacylation. The coding region runs from base 1 to 1194 and encodes 397 amino acids. Gene Ontology annotation, molecular function: ATP binding; tyrosine-tRNA ligase activity.
AUGACUUCUGCAGCUGAUCCUAAGACGUCUUUUGAGCUUAUCACAAAAAACCUACAGGAAGUUUUGAAUCCCCAGAUUAUCAAAGAUGUGUUGGAAGUCGAAAAGAGACCAUUGAAAAUUUACUGGGGUACAGCGCCAACUGGUAAGCCUCACUGUGGCUAUUUCGUUCCAAUGACGAAAUUGGCUCAUUUUCUAAAAGCAGGCUGUGAAGUUACAGUAUUAUUAGCUGAUCUGCAUGCUUUCUUGGAUAACAUGAAAGCGCCUCUCGAGGUUGUUCAACACAGGGCUAAAUAUUAUGAAUGUGCCAUCAAAGCUAUUUUGAGAAGCAUAAAUGUUCCAAUUGAGAAGUUGAGAUUUAUUGUUGGCUCAUCUUAUCAGCUAACGCCUGAAUAUACAAUGGAUGUGUACAGAUUAUCUAACAUUGUGUCUCAAAAUGAUGCCAAAAGAGCGGGUGCAGAUGUUGUUAAACAAGUUGCCAAUCCACUUUUGAGUGGGCUGAUCUAUCCACUGAUGCAAGCGCUGGAUGAACAGUAUCUGGAAUGUGAUGCACAAUUUGGUGGCGUCGAUCAAAGAAAGAUUUUUGUUCUUGCAGAGGAAAAUUUAAAAAGUCUUGGAUAUAACAAGAGAGCUCAUUUAAUGAAUCCAAUGGUUCCUGGCCUUGGUCAAGGUGGCAAAAUGUCUGCUUCUGAUCCAAAUUCAAAAAUUGACCUAUUAGAAGAACCAAAACAAGUUGAUAAGAAGAUCAAAAGUGCAUACUGCAGUCCUGGUAUUAUUGAGGAUAAUGGUUUAUUAGCAUUUAUCAAACACGUCCUGUUGCCAAUUCAAGAAUUGAAAAAUGAUUCAGAUGCUUUUGAAUUUUUCAUCAAUAGACAAGAGAAAUUUGGUGGUCCAAUUACUUACAAAUCUUUCGAGGAUUUGCAGAACGAUUUCAAGGACGAGAAGUUAUCACCACCGGAUCUAAAAAUCGGUGUAGCCGACGCAAUUAAUGUACUACUGGCUCCAAUUAGAGAAGAAUAUAAGACUAGUACAGAAUUUCAAGAAGCUUGCGCUAAAGGCUAUCCAGUUGAAACGAAGGUUAAAAAGGUGAAAAAAGUCAAGAAUAAAGGUUCAAGAUAUCCUGGUGCACAAAGCGAAAGCGGUCCUAUUGAUUCCGUCGAUAAGACCGCUGAAAAGCUGAAUGAUACUAGUCUAUGA